Molecule: messenger RNA, 321 nt
Organism: Fulmarus glacialis (Northern fulmar)
Lineage: Eukaryota; Metazoa; Chordata; Aves; Procellariiformes; Procellariidae
Product: DNA-directed RNA polymerase II subunit RPB1-like
Exons: 1
Coding region: 1-321 (106 amino acids)
Source: RefSeq, a predicted model, not a curated record
AUGUCAUCGCUGGGGACGUCCUCGUCCCCGCUGGGGACAUCCUCGUCCUCCACGGGGGGGGCCGUCACCAUGAUGGUGAUGCCACCGGCGGCGCAGGUGUCCCCAACGUCCCCAUCCCCCGUGCGCCUCAGGACUGUGACGUCUCCGUCCUUGUCCCCAACGUCCCCGUCCCCAACGUCCUUACCUCCGAUGUCCCCAAGGUCCCUUGGGACAGUGACAUCCCUGUCCCCAGUGUCCUUGUCCUCACCCCCAGAGACUGGGAUGUCCCCAACGUCCCCUGAGACUGGGACAUCCUUGUCCCCAACGUCCUUGACCAGCUGA